Messenger RNA from Vidua macroura (Pin-tailed whydah), 1425 nucleotides. RefSeq names its product potassium two pore domain channel subfamily K member 9 (gene KCNK9). Lineage: Eukaryota; Metazoa; Chordata; Aves; Passeriformes; Viduidae. Gene Ontology annotation, cellular component: membrane. Bases 1 to 1425 code for a protein of 474 amino acids. Gene Ontology annotation, molecular function: potassium ion leak channel activity. The record is from RefSeq and is a predicted model, not a curated record. Gene Ontology annotation, biological process: stabilization of membrane potential; potassium ion transmembrane transport. The transcript has 2 exons.
AUGGCCCUGCGCACUGGGACGGCUUGGUUUGGGCAGGUCCUGCGCAGAGUUUCCCGGCUUCAGGGCACCUGGUCCCGGCGCUCCAGCAGCCUCCUGUGCCUCUCUUCUUCCCAGGAGCCCGAGCAGGCGGGCGGGGAGCGACCGCCGCCGCAGCACAAGCUGCCCCGGAGCAGCGGCAGCGGCGGCGGGCGCCGCCGGCCCCCCCGGCAGCUGCUCCCCUGCUGUAGCUGCUGCGGCCUGUCGGAACCCCGGGCGGCCAGGGGGGGACAUGGUCCCCUCACUCGCCCCUUGCUGGCGGCCAUGAAGAGGCAGAACGUGCGGACCCUGUCCCUCAUCAUCUGCACGUUCACCUACCUGCUGGUCGGGGCUGCCGUCUUUGAUGCCCUGGAGUCCGACAACGAGAUGCGGGAGGAGGAGAAACUCAAAGCCGAGGAGAUCCGGCUCAAAGGAAAGUACAACAUCACCAGCGAGGACUACCGGCAGCUGGAGUUGGUGAUCAUGCAGUCCGAGCCGCACCGCGCUGGAGUCCAGUGGAAAUUCGCCGGCUCCUUCUACUUUGCCAUCACGGUCAUCACGACUAUCGGUUACGGACAUGCUGCCCCAGGGACGGAUGCGGGGAAGGCCUUCUGCAUGUUCUACGCAGUUCUGGGGAUCCCACUGACACUCGUCAUGUUCCAGAGCCUGGGCGAGCGCAUGAACACCUUUGUCAAGUACCUCUUGAAACGCAUCAAAAAGUGCUGCGGCAUGAGGAGCACCGAGGUCUCCAUGGAAAACAUGGUCACUGUGGGUUUCUUCUCCUGCAUGGGGACACUCUGCAUUGGAGCAGCAGCCUUUUCCCAGUACGAGGAAUGGAGCUUUUUCCAUGCUUACUAUUACUGCUUUAUAACAUUGACUACGAUAGGGUUUGGAGACUAUGUGGCCCUGCAGACCAAAGGGGCCCUUCAAAAGAAGCCUCUCUAUGUGGCUUUUAGCUUUAUGUACAUUCUAGUGGGGUUGACAGUCAUUGGGGCAUUUCUAAAUCUGGUUGUUCUCAGGUUCUUGACCAUGAACAGUGAGGAUGAGAGGAGGGAUGCCGAGGAACGGGCGUCCCUGGCAGGGAACCGCAACAGCAUGAUUAUCCACAUCCAAGAGGACUCCCAGCAUGGCCGGCCACGGUACAAGGCCGAAGUAACAGACCUUCAGUCAGUUUGUUCCUGCAUGUGUUACAGGUCCCACGAGUACACCAGCCGGGUGGUGUCCCACCAAAAUUCGUUCAGCUCGAAGCUGAACCCCCAGUACUUUCACUCCAUCUCUUACAAGAUAGAGGAGAUCUCACCAAGCACAUUAAAAAACAGCCUUUUCCCAUCUCCUGUCAGCUCCAUCUCACCUGGGUUGCACAGCUUUACAGAUAACCACAGGCUGAUGAAACGGCGAAAGUCCAUUUAA